UCGAUGCGCUCCCGCCACUCGUCGUCGCUCUGAUCUCUCAAUACGCGACCACUUCGUCUCUCUUCAUUCUCACAAGCUCGCACUAUACUAAACACUCGUUCAGCUUUCCCCGUCUCCCACCUCCCAGCCAUGUCCGGCGACAAGCCACCAUACAGCGAGACCCACGACCACCCCUCGGGCCUCGCCAUGCCCCCAGUCCCCACCGCCCAGCUCGCCAUGGACCAGCCCUACGGCGACCCCAAUAACCCAGAUGUCGACCCCGAGUUCCCCAUCCAAGGCGGGGCUGAGAACCUCCACAGCGCAGACAGGCCGGCGCCCACUCGAGGCAUCCUCAAGAACCCUCUCCGCAACCCGACUGACCCAAAGGACAAGGAACACCUGUCGUGGGACGAGGCCAACAUUGCUCUGACCGAGAUUCAGAAGGACUCGUUGAUGAAGAUUGAUGAGCCCAAGACGCCAUAUGUCCGCUACGACGCUGUCAACGAUGUUGUUCUUGGUAUUGGAGAGGUGCCAGAUCUCGAUCUGGAAGUCGACCCUCUGGAUGCUUCGCACCCAGCAGCACCUCCCUCGGUCACCUCGUCGCAGGGUGCUCCUCAAAGUCCCACCCGCUCAAUGACCCGAGACAACACGGAGGCGAAUGCGCGCCGUCCGUCGAUAUCAUCGUCUUCUUCUCGCUCGGCGUCAUUCUCGCUGCCGGAUCGCGCGCAUCCCGUACGACCUGGGGAGUCUUCGCACGCGCAUGAUGUCGAGACGAUUCCCGAGGCGCUUGGUGCGACCUACGCCAACACUUCUGGAAACGCCCAGCGUGCGAACAGCGUGAGCGGCGCCAGCGAUGUGUUCGCCGACAGUGACGACGAGAAGCUCGAUGAUGAGGCGCGCGCUCACAAGCGCGACUUUGAGAAGAAGCGCGCCAUGCACUACGGACAGGAGGCAGCGCUUGCGCUGAAGAAGAGCCGUGAGAUGGCUGAAGAGGAGGAGGAUGACGACGAGGAGGCCUCCUCCAUGCCCAACGGGAUCAACGGGUCGCGCCAAUAA
Molecule: messenger RNA, 1035 nt
Organism: Cutaneotrichosporon oleaginosum
Lineage: Eukaryota; Fungi; Basidiomycota; Tremellomycetes; Trichosporonales; Trichosporonaceae
Biological process (GO): regulation of signal transduction
Molecular function (GO): protein phosphatase inhibitor activity
Source: RefSeq, a predicted model, not a curated record